Molecule: messenger RNA, 402 nt
Organism: Apaloderma vittatum (bar-tailed trogon)
Lineage: Eukaryota; Metazoa; Chordata; Aves; Trogoniformes; Trogonidae
Product: protein cornichon homolog 3
Exons: 5
Biological process (GO): regulation of AMPA receptor activity; vesicle-mediated transport
Cellular component (GO): synapse; dendrite
Source: RefSeq, a predicted model, not a curated record
AUAAUCGCCUUCGAUGAACUUCGGACAGACUUCAAAAGUCCAAUAGAUCAGUGCAACCCAGCGCACGCAAGAGAGCGGCUGAGAAAUAUUGAGCGUAUUUGCUUCCUUCUGCGAAAGCUGGUGUUGCCGGAGUACUCUAUCCAUAGUCUUUUCUGCAUCAUGUUUUUGUGCGCUCAGGAGUGGCUCACACUGGGGUUAAAUGUUCCUUUGCUUUUUUAUCACUUCUGGAGGUAUUUUCGUUGCCCAGCAGAUAGUUCAGAGCUUGCAUAUGAUCCACCUGCAGUCAUGAAUGCAGAUACCUUGAGCUACUGUCAAAAAGAGGCCUGGUGUAAGCUAGCUUUCUAUCUCCUUUCCUUCUUCUACUAUCUGUACUGCAUGAUCUACACUUUGGUGAGCUCUUAA